This is a messenger RNA of Seminavis robusta, 1950 nucleotides long. NCBI's taxonomy places the organism in Eukaryota, Bacillariophyta, Bacillariophyceae, Naviculales, Naviculaceae. The record is from the annotation of a GenBank genome assembly.
AUGAAGUUUGGCCCCUGGUCUGAGAUCAAAGUAGCCCUCCUGGGCCAUGUGAGUGUUGGCAAAACUACAGUGCUGAAUGCCAUCUUGGGUGACAAGUUUGGAGAAGUCUCCAUGCGGCGAACCACUGCAGGGAUCAACUUCUUCCGCAUUGUCCCAUCCAAUGAGGCAACAAAAGAGUCUGAUCAGUGGUCUGUGGCUGGGCACAAUGAGGACGUCAAGGCUGCUGAAAAAGUACAUCAGGAGAUUUCAAAAUCUAAUAUGAAGCUUCGUGAAGCUCAGAUAAUUGAAGAGAAGUGGUUCAAUGUUGGCUGUGAUCCAUUGUGUGAGAUGCGCAAGAAAACAUCGAUUGUUGUUGUAGACAUCCCAGGGACCAAUGAGGCUGAUACCAACAGCAUCUACAGGAACUAUGUUGAGGAGAACUGGAAGACCUUUGAUUGUGUGGUGGUUGUGAUGGAUGCUAGGCAAGGUGUCAAUACGGAGGAGCAGGUGGGCUUGCUUCGGCUUGUCAAGGAGAAUCUUACUAAACAGAAAAGCCUACCAGUUAUUGUUCUAUUAAACAAGGUGGACGAGCCGGAUGAUACAGAGCAGGCACUCCUUGUCAAAGAAUCCCAAGAAAAGAUAGCAUCCAUGUUUGCUGUUGGCUGUCGAGCGAAAGCACUGAAGCAGCUCCCAACACUGUCUGGCAAGAAGGGGGCAAAGCAUUCAGUACCUACAUUUGAUUUAUAUCCUGUGGUCAUCCCGGUAUCAGCUAUCAGGGCAUAUUUCUACAGGGCUGCAUCCAGCCUUCCGUUUGAAGAGUUCAGAAAGAAGUUUGACCAGGAUAUCAUUGAGAAGAUUGGCCGUGAAGAAAUGAAUAGGAACAAGUGGAGGAGGAUGUCUGUUGACAAGAAAUACAAGGCCCUGUAUGAUCUUGUUGUAGAAGGUUCAGAGGAGGACGAUGAAGGGAUACAAGGCACGGGGUUUGACACAUUCCUAUGUGCCCUAUCUGUUUCUGUGGGUGGCCAUGAGACUCAAACCAAGUUGCUGCACAGCCAAGUUGACAUUGCUCUCCAGUCCUUUCAAGAAGAGAAACAAUCCUUCUCUCAACUCAUGGCACUCCAUGAGACAAGCAAGGUCCUUGAUAAAGACAUGGGAGCUAUCAAGCAGGCUUUUUGGACCAAGUAUACAUCCUGCAAAGAGGAGUCCCUUGAUGCUUUCAGGAAGGAGCCAAAGGUCGAGGUGAUGGCUGAACCAGCAGGCCUAUUGCAUCAGUACUUUUCCUUUGCCACUUCUGUGGGGUGGGAGGAUGAAGCAAAGCUGGUGGAGAAAUCCUUUGGUGAGCUUGUGGGUGAACAAAUUGGUGUCAUUGUCAACAAGCAAGGCUUGCAAACGGCAGGAGAAUUCAAUGCGGACAAUGACUUUGUGUGCAACUACUGUACCGGUAGGCAAAAGAGUGGAGCGGAACAAAUCCAGAAAGAGCAAGAUAAGAAAGACUUGACCUGGGGCAACUUUUCAGUGUAUGACUGGGUCACUGUCCUUGAGUCCAUUUUACGAAAUCUGCCGAGUGGCUCAUUUUCUCGGGAGUUCAUAGUUCUUGGGAUUCUCAGGGACAAAUAUGCAGCCAGCUUGGGCCCAUCAAAGCUUGUGAACUGUGAUUGCAAUACCUGCUACACUGAGAUGCGCUAUCUCUCUGGUUCGAGUACAAGGCCAAGUAGGUACUGUCAAACUUGCAGGAAUCGUCGCAAUGAACGGCCAAGCAAAUGUCAAAAGACCCAUCAUGGCAAUGCAGGAUGGAAUGUCUGCUAUGAAGAUGGUAAGCUGAAGGUUGUUGGGAGCUUGGCCAAUGUCCAGGUCCCAUCUUCUUCUUCAGACGAACAGCACUGGGGCCAUGUUGCUUGGUGUUGCCAGAACCUGAUGGAAUCGGCCUGUCAGCAGAAGAAGGAUUCCUCAACCAGUCAGUCUCCAAAGUGA